Messenger RNA from Adineta steineri, 892 nucleotides. The record is from the annotation of a GenBank genome assembly. NCBI's taxonomy places the organism in Eukaryota, Metazoa, Rotifera, Eurotatoria, Adinetida, Adinetidae.
AUGACUUCUCGUUUUAUUGCAUGUCAACUGAUAAAUGUAUAUAGGCAAGAUAUAGCAUUCUUUAAACAAAAAUCUCAAUUAUUUUCUCGUUAUUUAACGACAAAUAUUCAACCACAAUUAACAACACCAACACGUCAAUGGGCAAUAAAACGUUAUGUUUUAAUUAUUGGAUUACCAGUAACGAGUUUUUUAUUCUAUCGGCUAUCAACAAAAUCUGACACACGACGAAAACAUAGAAUUGUUUUAGAAAGUAUUGGACGAGCUGCUCGUGCAACUUCAAUUGGUCUUCGAUCUGCUAUCGAUCAAAAAACUAGUCUAUUAUUUAAAACUGAAGGUACUGAUGAAUAUACUGCAGCACUUCAGGCAUCCCGACGUCGAAAUGCUAAACGUUUUGCUCAUCUUUGUAUUGAUCUUGGUGGUGUUUAUGUGAAAAUUGGUCAGGCAUUUAUAAAUCUUCCUGAAGUCAUCCCAGUAGAAUAUUAUGAAGAAUUACAAAUUCUUCAAGAACGUGCACUUCGUCGAGAAAAAGGCGAAAUUGAUACCUUAUUUAAACGAUAUUUUCGUAAUACACCAGAAAAUGUAUUUGCAAACUUUAAUCGUGAACCUGUAGCAGCAGCUUCAUUAGCUGAAGUCUAUUCAGCUGAAACGAAACAAGGCGAACGAGUUGCUGUCAAAGUACAAUAUUCGGAUUUACGUGAACGUUUUGAAACAGAUAUAACCACGGCUUGGUUAUUAGAUGAAUUGCACGAUGAUUUAGCAUUAGAAUUAGAUUUUCUACAUGAAGCAAGAAAUGCUGAACGAUCUCGUGAACAUCUUAGACAUUUAGAUUAUGUUAACAUACCAAAAGUUCAUUGGGAUUUAACAAAAAAAGUAUUAUUGAUAUUUUUCUUUU